Messenger RNA from Callorhinchus milii (elephant shark), 7782 nucleotides. Its product is annotated as histone acetyltransferase p300. Gene Ontology annotation, biological process: positive regulation of transcription by RNA polymerase II. Lineage: Eukaryota; Metazoa; Chordata; Chondrichthyes; Chimaeriformes; Callorhinchidae. The coding region runs from base 45 to 7580 and encodes 2511 amino acids. The record is from RefSeq and is a predicted model, not a curated record. The transcript is spliced from 31 exons. Gene Ontology annotation, cellular component: histone acetyltransferase complex; transcription regulator complex; nucleus. Gene Ontology annotation, molecular function: chromatin DNA binding; protein binding; transcription coactivator activity.
GGAGAAAAAAAUAUAUUCGAAGUGAGAAAAAAAGGGGGAAAAAAAUGGCAGAGAACCUGCUGGAAGGACCGCCAACCAAGCGGUCUAAAAUCUCUUCCCAGGGCAGCGACAGCACAGAUUUCGGAUCCUUAUUUCUGGAGCUUGAAAAUAACUUGCCGGAUGAACUGAUCCCUCCAGAUCCAUUAGGCCUGUCUAAUGGCGGUGACCUGGCUCAGCUGUCAGCCGUUGGCAUGGACGCUGCCUCGAAGCACAAACAGCUCUCCGAACUCUUACGAGCAGGAAGCGGUUCCAGUCUCAACAUGGGCCUGGGGGGUGUCAGCUCUGGGGGGGCCUCAUCCCGAUCCAUGGAUAGCCCAGUCCAGUCGGUAGGCAGCCAAAGUCAACAGAACAGUCCUAAUAUAGGAAGCUUAAGCAGUAUGGUCAAGAGCCCCUUAACUCAAGGCGGCCUUGGAUCUCCUCCUAAUAUGGGGAUGGGAGCAAGCGGAGCAAACCAGAGACCGCCAACACCACAAGCUAUGAACCCACAGAAACACGAUCAGCUUCACACAUCAGCAACGGGUCUGAUUCCCGGUGUGAACAGCUCGGGUAACCAAGGUGGAAUGAGCAUGAACGCUAACAUGAACCCAGCCAUGAUGAGCGGUGGCAAUGCUCCGAGCAUGAUGCAGGCACAGGUGAUGAACGGUUCUCUGGGCGCAGGAAGGGGUAGACCCAACAUGCAGUACCCCAACCCUGGCAUGUCCAACCCCAAUAACAUGCUCGCUGACACACUGACACAGGGAUCACCGCAGAUGGGAGCCGGUCUCAAAGGUCCCCAAGCUGGGGCUAUGAACAAGAUGGGAAUGAUGGGGAACCCCAGUCCCUACGGACAGCCGUACGGUCAGAACACUGGUCAGCAGUUGGGUGGCAGCGGCCUUGGGCCACAGUUGCAGAACAAGGGUGGCUUGGUGAACAGCCUGCCUCAGUUUACAAUGGACAAGAAAUCUGCUGCUGUGGCUGGGAUGCCAAACAUGGCUCAGCCGCCGCCGCAACAGCAGCAGCAGCCGUCUCAGGUGCAGCAGGGAGGCAUGGGCCAGCCCCCGGGGCAGGGAAUGGGCUCCGCGCCCACAGCCGAUCCUGAGAAACGCAAGCUUAUCCAGCAACAGCUGGUCCUGCUCCUCCACGCACACAAGUGUCAGCGCAGAGAGCAGGCCAACGGGGAAGUCAGGCCCUGCAACCUGCCACACUGCCGGACCAUGAAGAAUGUCCUCAAUCACAUGACCCACUGUCAGGCUGGCAAGUCCUGUCAGGUCGCACACUGUGCUUCAUCACGUCAGAUCAUCUCCCACUGGAAGAAUUGCACAAGGCAUGAUUGUCCUGUCUGUCUCCCUCUGAAAAAUGCUGGGGACAAGCGAAACCAGCAAUCAUUACUAGCUGGAGCCGCUGUAGGAUUAGGAAAUUCUUUAGGGUCAGUGGGGGUCGGACAGCCGAACACGCCAAGUUUAAACACUACCAGUCAGAUUGACCCAAGCUCCAUAGAGAGAGCAUAUGCAGCGCUCGGACUAACGUAUCAGGGCAACCAGAUGCAGCCUCAGCCUCAGGUUCAGAACCAACAAUCGUCUCAGUCUUCACAGGGGCAUCAGUCCAUGCGGUCGAUGAAUACUAUGGGUUCCAGUCAAAUUGGUGUGAAUGGAGGGGGUAUGGGAGUGCAGGCAUCCAGCCAGCAGUCCAGCUUACUGCACGAUGCUAUGUUGAUCUCGUCCAUGACCUCACCAAACCCGUUGAUGGGUGAUGGAACGAGUGGCGUUGGCAGUCUGGGUGCCGUGCCCACAGCAGCACCGCCCUCCAGCACAGGCGUUCGGAAGCCAUGGCACGAAGAUGUGACGCAGGACCUCCGCAAUCACCUUGUUCACAAGCUAGUCCAAGCCAUAUUCCCAACACCUGACCCGGCGGCCUUAAAAGAUCGACGGAUGGAAAACCUUGUGGCUUACGCACGGAAGGUGGAGGGAGAUAUGUAUGAAUCUGCUAACAGCAGGGCGGAAUAUUACCACCUGCUGGCUGAGAAGAUCUACAAGAUUCAGAAAGAGCUGGAGGAGAAGCGGCGCACGAGGCUUCAGAAGCAGGGGGUGAUGCCCAAUCAAGGGGGCAUGUUACCCACUGGGGCAAACCAGCCCCCGAGCUUGGCCCAACUGCAGGCCGGUCUCCCUCCCAACGGGCCUCUUGCUGACCCAACCAUGAUGCGGUCAAAUGUGCCAAGCCAGAUGAUGAACCGGAUGUCGACUCCAAGUGGAUUGAGCCAGUUUCCGCAGAUGUCAAAUAUGACAAUGCCUGGUCUGGGACAGCGCUCAACCCCUCCACUGCCACACCCGGGACAGAUGACCCAAACGGGCCCUAUGAGCCAGAUGGGAUUAGCCACUUCCCGCAUGCCGCAGCCUCUCUCUAGUCAGCACCCUGCUCAGAACCAAUUCCUCUCGCAGAACCAAUUCCCAGUCUCCUCUCCUGGAAUGAAUACGAGCAGCAACACCAUGACGCAGGCCAACAACCAGCCAGUCAUGUCUCCGGCUCAGAAUUCCUCGCUGCCUGUAAGCAGUUCAGCUUCCAUGCAGCCAGGAGGCCAGAACAGCCAGUUCAGCUGCCCUCCACCACUUCCUCAGCCUUCGCUCCAUCAGAAUUCCCCCUCUCCGGGACCGAGGAGCCCACACUUGACGUCACCUAGCAUUCCUCCUCAACAGCGCCAGCAAACCCCACCUCCUAACAGCACCCAGCCUCAGUCCAUGCCCCCACCACCAGCUCAGGCCCACACCCCACCGCAGCCUCAGCUUCCCCCUCCGCCAGGCCAGCCACAGACCCCAGUCACGGCCGGCCAGAAACAACAGCAGCGGGAACGAGAGCAGCAACAACAGAGGGAGCAGCAGCCAGCAUCACAGCAGAACACAACCCCAACUACCCCGACGCCAAGCGCACCAAUACAGCCUCAACAUCCCAGCACUCCACUUUCGCAGUCAGCAGUGAGUGCGGAUGGUCGUGUGUCCACGCCUGCCUCGGUCAGCAGCACGGACACAAACUCCCAGCAAGCGGCUGCUGAGGCCCCAGCGUCCGAUGUGAAGAUGGAGGUGAAGCAGGAGGAGGAGGAGACUGAGGCGGAGCCUGUUGAGCCGAAACAGGAAGAAAAACUGGAGGUAAAGGAAGAGCCAGUGACCGAAGAGUGUAAACAGGAGCCAAUGGAGGCUGAUGAGAAGAAACCGGAGAUGAAAGUUGAAGCAAAGGAGGAAGAAGACAGCACAAGCUCAGCGACUCAGUCAUCCCCUGCGAGUGGUCAGUCACGCAAAAAGAUUUUUAAGCCAGAGGAAUUGCGACAGGCACUAAUGCCAACACUGGAAGCACUUUACCGUCAGGACCCUGAGUCACUUCCUUUUCGGCAGCCUGUGGAUCCUCAUCUCCUGGGUAUUCCUGACUACUUUGACAUAGUGAAAACUCCAAUGGACCUUUCUACAAUCAAGCGCAAGCUAGACACUGGCCAGUAUCAGGAGCCUUGGCAAUAUGUGGACGACAUCUGGUUGAUGUUCAACAAUGCGUGGACCUACAACCGCAAGACGUCGCGUGUGUAUAAAUACUGUACUAAGCUGGCAGAGGUCUUCGAGCAGGAGAUCGACCCUGUCAUGCAAAGCCUGGGAUAUUGCUGUGGAAGAAAGCUGGAAUUUUCUCCCCAGACCCUCUGUUGUUAUGGAAAACAGUUGUGUACAAUCCCUCGGGAUUCUACCUAUUACAGUUAUCAGAACAGAUAUCACUUCUGCGAGAAAUGUUUCAAUGAAAUUCAAGGGGAGACCGUUUCUCUCGGCGAUGACCCGUCACAGCCUCAGACGACCAUUUCGAAGGAGCAGUUCUCAAAAAAGAAGAAUGAUACACUGGACCCUGAAGCAUUUGUUGAAUGUAGUGAAUGUGGUCGGAAAAUGCAUCAGAUCUGUGUCCUUCACCAUGAACUUAUUUGGCCCUCAGGGUUCGUUUGUGACCCUUGCUUAAAGAAAAUUGGGAAAACCAGGAAAGAAAACAAAUUCUGUGCAAAAAGGUUACCAACCACUAAACUGGGUGUUUACCUGGAAACCAGGAUAAACGACUUCCUCCGCAGACAAAAUCAUCCGGAGGCAGGCGAAUGCACUGUUCGGGUGGUGCACAGUUCCGAUAAAACUGUGGAAGUCAAACCAGGGAUGAAGACAAGGUUUGUAGAUAACGGUGAGAUGGCGGAGUCUUUCCCCUAUCGAACAAAAGCUCUGUUUGCCUUCGAGGAGAUUGACGGGGUGGACGUGUGCUUCUUUGGCAUGCACGUGCAGGAGUACGGCUCUGACUGCCCUCCCCCCAAUCAGAGACGUGUGUACAUAUCAUACCUGGACAGUGUACAUUUCUUCCGCCCCCGAUGCCUGAGGACGGCUGUCUAUCAUGAGAUUCUGAUUGGCUAUUUAGAAUACGUGAGGAAACUGGGAUACACGGCUGGUCACAUUUGGGCCUGUCCCCCUAGUGAGGGGGAUGAUUAUAUUUUCCACUGCCAUCCACUGGACCAGAAAAUCCCCAAGCCCAAAAGACUGCAGGAGUGGUACAAGAAGAUGUUAGACAAGGCGGUGACGGAGCGAAUAAUUCAUGAUUACAAGGAUAUAUUUAAGCAGGCAACGGAGGACCGACUGACCAGUGCGAAGGAGCUCCCGUACUUUGAAGGCGACUUCUGGCCGAAUGUGUUAGAGGAGAGCAUUAAGGAACUGGAACAGGAGGAGGAGGAGAGGAAGAGAGAGGAGAACAACACUUCGUGUGAGAGCACUGAUGGGAAGAAAGGAGACAGCAAAAGCGCCAAGAAAAAGAACAAUAAGAAAACGAGUAAGAAUAAGAGCAGCUUGAGCCGAGGGAACAAGAAGAAGCCGGGAAUGCCCAACGUGUCCAAUGAUCUGUCCCAGAAACUCUAUGCUACCAUGGAGAAACACAAGGAGGUAUUCUUUGUGAUCCGGCUGAUCGCGGGACCCAAUUCGAACUCACUGCCCACCAUCAUGGACCCUGACCCGCUGAUAGCCUGCGACCUGAUGGACGGGCGAGACGCCUUCCUGACGCUGGCCCGGGACAAACACAUGGAGUUCUCCUCGCUCAGAAGGGCCAAGUGGUCCACCAUGUGUAUGUUAGUGGAACUUCACAACCAGGGCCAGGACCGCUUCGUGUACACGUGCAACGAGUGCAAGCACCACGUGGAGACUAGGUGGCACUGCACGGUCUGUGAGGAUUAUGACCUGUGCGUCAAUUGCUUCAACAUCAAGGGACACGAGCAUAAGAUGGAGAAGCUGGGGCUCGGGCUAGACGACGAGAGCAACUCGCAGGGCUCGUCAGCCAGCACGGGCGACUCCAGGCGUCUCAGCAUCCAGCGCUGCAUCCAGUCGCUGGUCCACGCCUGCCAGUGCCGCAACGCCAACUGCUCUCUGCCCUCGUGCCAGAAGAUGAAGCGGGUGGUCCAACAUACCAAGGGCUGCAAGCGCAAGACCAAUGGAGGCUGCCCCAUCUGCAAGCAGCUGAUCGCGCUGUGUUGCUACCACGCCAAGCACUGCCAGGAGACUAAGUGCCCCGUGCCCUUCUGCCUCAACAUCAAGCACAAGCUGAGGCAGCAACAGCUGCAGCAUCGGCUGCAGCAGGCACAGAUGCUGCGCCGCAGGAUGGCAACCAUGCAGCAACGAGGGGCGGUGGGGCAACAGAGCCUCCCCUCGCCCAGCGGCACGGCUCCCACCACCCCCACCGGGCAGCAGCCCACCACCCCGCAGACACCCCAGCCCACCCCCCCGGCCCAGCCCCAACCCCCUCCCCAAGCCCAGCCCCCUCCCCAACCCCCCAAUACCAUGACCUCCCCCUACACCGGCAUGGCUAGAGGGCAGCCCCAAGCUCCCCUCCCGCAGGGCAAGCCCGUGGGGCAGGGGCUGCCCUCCUCCGCCCAGGCCGUGGCCCCCGCCCAUCCGCCACCAGCCGCGGCUGUGGAGAUAGCCAUGCAGAUCCAGCGGGCAGCUGACGCCCAGCGUCAGAUGGCACACCAGCAGCCCUACCACCGGCCUGGGGUGAUGAACCCCCACCAGAUGGCGCCCAUCAGCCAGAUCCAGGGCAUGAGCCCCCAGCAGGCACAGCGAGGCCCCAUGCACAUGGACCAGGGGAUGGGGCCGGCCGGCAUGCAGCAGGCCCCACCGCAGUGGGCACAGUCAGGGAUGGCCCAGCCUCACCCCGUGCAGCCGGGCAUGCAACGGCAGGUCAUGCAGAUGUCGCAGCAAAGCCAGCAGAUGACCAUGCAGCAGCAGCAGCAGCAACAACAGCAGCAACAGCAGCAGCAAACGCAGGCCAUGAGCCAGGUUGCGCAAGGGGUGGUGGUGGGUCAGCCGAACCGAGCCAUUUCCCACGGAGCCCUGCAGGACUUGCUGAGGACUCUGCGCUCUCCCAGCUCCCCCAUGCAGCAGCAGCAGGUGCUCACCAUCCUCCGCUCCAACCCCCAGCUCAUGGCUGCCUUCAUCAAGCAGAGGGCCGCCAGGUAUCAGCCGCAACCCGCCAUGCAGCAGCAGCAGCAGAGCAUGCAGCAGCAGCCCGGCAUGCAGCCGGGCAUGCAGCCGCAGCCGGGCAUGCAGCCGCAGCCGGGCAUGCAGCCGCAGCCGGGCAUGCAGGGCCAGCCCGGGAUGCACGGCAACCCAGGCAUGCAGAGCCUGGCCCCCAUGCAGGCCGUGGUCCAGCGGCCUAACCUGCCCCAACAGCAGCAGCAACAGCAGCAGCAGAGCAUGGCCGGGGUGAACGUACAGGGGCAGCCCAUAAACCACCCCAGCAUGACCCACUUCAGGGAUCUUCUCAUCCGACGGCAGCUCAUGCAGCAGCAGAAACAGCAGCAGCAGCAGCAACAACAACAACAGCAGCAGCAGCAGCAGCAAGGGGGUCCAGGCAUGGGCGGGGGGAUGGCCAACCAGUUUCAACAGCCGCAGGCUACGGGCUACCCCAUGCCUCAGCCGCAGAGAAUGCAGCACCACAUGUCGAUGCAGCAAGGAGCCAUGGGGCAGAUGAACCAGCUCCCGCAGGGGGCGAUGGGAGCCGAGGGCAACCCCAGCCUCCAGCAGGCCCUCCAGCAGCGACUUCUGCAGCAGCAGCAGCAGCAGCAACAGCAGCAGCAACAACAACAGAUGGGCUCAUCCGCCCAGCCCAACCCCAUCAGCCCCCAGCAGCACAUGCUCUCGGGCCAGGCCCAAUCACCGCACCUCCAGGGCCAGCACCCAUCCUCGCUCAGCAACCAGGUCCGCUCGCCCCAGCCCGUCCCCUCGCCCCGCCCGCAGUCGCAGCCGCCUCAUUCCAGCCCCUCGCCCAGGAUGCAGCCUCAGCCCUCGCCACACCGCGUCUCGCCACAGACUAACUCCCCGCACCCGGGAAUGGUGGGCGGCCAGGCCAACCCCAUGGAUCAAGGACACUUCUCCGCUCCGGACCAGAGCGCGAUGCUCUCUCAGCUCGCCAACCCUGGAAUGGCCGGGUUACACGGGGCCCCCAACGACCUUGGCUUGGGUUCGGACAACCCAGACGUGACGGGCACAAACAUUAAUCACAAUACACUAGACAUCUUGUAGCAUUUUGGGAGCUAAUUCCUCCCCCAAUUUUUUUUUUUUUUCCUCGUCUUUCCUUAGGGCUUUUGUACUGAAUUAACAAAAAAAAACGUUUUGAAUUUUCUCGGGAGGACUAUUUUUUUUUCCCCCCCAAUCCCAGGAAUUCAGCGAACUCGAUUUAUUGAGACGAAAGAGAGAGAGAGAGCGAGAGAGAGAGAGAGAGAGA